GUAGCUUGACCACAGCCUCACACGCACACACACGCACGCACACACACGCACGCACACACACACACACACACACACACACACACACUCCGAGAAGAGACAACAUGAGUACAGUUUCAGAAUCUUUGGUUGGAAGUAGCAGAUCCUUGUCUGUAGCCAAGAGACACAAGAGUGUCAGGAAGAAUUCCAGGAGGAUUUAUUCAGCCUACCAGGAUCAUGAUCACAGUUCCUCUGAUGAAGAAGACAAAGCAGAUGAACGGGUGGACAGUGAUGAUCCAGAGGAGAUGUUUCAGAACAUUCAGUAUCAGAAGGAGAUCAUUGCCAACAUUCGGACAAGACCCUGGCCAAUGAGACGCAAGCUCAAAGUCUUGAAGCAUGCCAGAGAGAUAGUACUGAAGUAUGAGGGACGCCUGACAAGAACCAGAGGCUAUCAAACAGCAGGGGCAGAUAUGCUGAAGAAAAUGUCCCGAGUGUUUUAUAACAUUGUGGUUGUGUUUAUUCCUUGGGAAGUGAGGAUUAAGAAAAUUGAAAGUCAUUUUGGGUCGGGCGUCGCCUCCUACUUCAUAUUCCUUCGGUGGUUAUUUGGGAUCAACAUUGUCCUCACCAUUAUGACUGGAGCAUUCAUAGUGUUACCAGAGCUGCUUGCUGGAGCCCCGUUUGGAACCACAAGGAGUAAAACUAUUCCCAAAGAGCACCUGGCUUCUGCUCAGGACCUGGACACCAUAUGGUCCCUUGGGGGUUAUCUACAGUACUCGGUGUUAUUUUAUGGCUAUUACGGGAGGGUAAGGAAAAUCGGCAGUGCGGGAUACCGGUUGCCCCUUGCCUACUUCUUGGUUGGGAUGGCUGUCUUUGCCUACAGUUUCAUCAUUCUGUUAAGAAAAAUGGCCAAGAAUUCCCGACUAAGUCUAGCCAGUGCCUCAGAUGAAAACUUCACAUUCUGCUGGAGGGUAUUUUGUGCCUGGGAUUACUUGAUUGGAAAUCCAGAGGCUGCGGAGAGCAAAGGAGCAGCCAUCGUCAACAACAUCAGGGAAGCUAUUGUUGAAGAACAGGAAAAGAAGAAAGAUACCAGUCUGGCCGUUCUGAUCAGUUUGCGUUUAUUAGCCAAUAUCCUGGUGCUGAUGUCUCUGGCUGGCAGCAUCUACAUCAUCUACUUUGUGGUGGACCGUUCUCAGAAAUUGGAGCAAGAGAAACCAGAGCUGACGCUGUGGGAGAAGAAUGAGGUAAGUGUGGUGGUUUCUCUAAUCACCAUGAUUGCGCCAUCUGCCUUUGAGCUUGUAGCUCAGUUAGAGAUGUAUCAUCCAAGAACAUCACUGCGUUUCCAGCUGGCCAGAGUGCUUGUUUUAUAUCUUGGGAAUCUCUACAGUCUCAUUAUUGCCCUCCUUGAUAAGGUCAACAGUAUGAGCUCUGCAAUUCCAGUGAGUCCAGCAAACUGGUCUAACACCAGCUCCUAUUUGGCCACUAUUGCACAGCCUGGUGCAUCCAGCCUGUCUACCCUGGUGUCUGAAAUCUCCCAUCGCAACAGCACCAUAGCCACCAUUGCCACGAUGCUAGAUGUGACCAACAGAAGCAGGGGCAGCUCUGAGACCUUCUCCAACGAGACAGCUCAGUUUGAAAAGAACACUCGCUCUCAGCAGGACCAGUGCUGGGAAACCUACGUUGGGCAGGAGAUGCUGAAAUUGUCCAUCAUCGACAUGAUCUUUACAGUGGCCAGCAUCUUGCUCAUUGAUUUCAUCAGAGGUUUGGUUGUGCGCUACCUCAGUGACUGCUGCUGUUGGGAUUUGGAGAGCAAGUUUCCUGAAUACGGGGAAUUCAAAAUAGCAGAGAAUGUCUUGCACUUGAUUUAUAACCAAGGGAUGAUCUGGAUGGGAGCGUUUUUCUCCCCUUGUCUUCCUGCCUUUAAUGUGUUGAAGCUGAUUGGUCUAAUGUAUCUCAGGAGCUGGGCAGUCCUCACCUGUAAUGUUCCCCAUCAGCAGGUCUUCAAAGCGUCCAGAUCAAAUAAUUUCUACUUGGCGAUGCUGCUCUUUAUGCUAUUUCUGUGUAUGUUGCCCACAAUAUUUGCCAUUGUAAGAUACCGGCCAUCACAGCACUGUGGACCAUUUAGCGGUCAAGAGAAAAUCUAUGACAUCAUAUCUGAAACAGUGGCCAGCGACUUUCCCCAGUGGUUCAGUAAAGUGAUGAGUUAUGUCACCAGCCCUGUAGUAGUGUUACCAGCACUACUGCUUCUGUUCAUGCUGAUAUACUAUCUCCAGGCCAUUGCCAGGUCUCUAACAUUCACCAACAACCAGCUGAUGAUCCAGCUCCAGACAGAGCGCACUGAUGAUAAAAAGAAAGUCGUCCAGAUCACUGCAGCACGACUUCAGGCUCCAGGAGAGGAAGUGGGGGAUCCAAAGCCAGAUGAACAGGAGAGUGACAUCACUAGCCAGGAUCCGUCCAUCCAAACUCCCUCCCCACAACGGAACGGCAGCAUCACAAACUUCCAUACUCCUCGGCAGCCCAGUAACAGCAUUCGCACAAUUACUCAGUCUGCAUCCCGGGGAGAGCUGAACAGACCUGUGGCUGGAUCCUCCAGAAGUCCUGCCGCACACACCAAACAUAGGCACACACCGUUUCUUGGAGGCCAGAGUGGUUCCUGUCACUCCAAGUCUUACUACCAUAAGGCGUACAAUCACCCACCCAGAUCUUCUGACAACAUCCACUCAGACCCCCUGUACAGGAAGACUCUACAUGCUAUACAUCCUGUUGAACCGGCUGGGAUCAUUACUGCACACAACUAUGGGGUUCGCCGUGGUCAUGCCACCCGCUACGUGAUUGUCAAUGAACAUGAACCUAGGAAGAAGCUGCUUCGCUCUGCCACACGUAUCCCGCGCCAUUACUUAAUGGAGGAAGAGCCAGGAGAGAUUCUGGAGCUCUACCCAUGCAACAUCAAGCGCUACACUCCUCGUACCCCACACCACCAAGCACACCCACAUAGAUCUCACCUGUCCCAACAAAAUCUGAAUGGAGAGGAGGAGAGAGAGGGGAAACGCAGAAGAAGAAUAUUGUUGGAGAAGGCUCAUCGACCCUUUUCUCUAUCUGACCUUCACCAGCCAGCACGCUUCUACAUUGGUGACAGAGUCAAGAGCAACAGAGGGAUGUACAGAGCCCAGGAAGAGGAUGAUGAAGAGGAAGGUGAUAUCAGAUGGAGAAGUUUAAAGUCACGGUCUCAAGACAGUAUAAGAGGAGCAGAGUCUCUACUGGUCAGAACCAGGCACCCCAUGAAUUCUCCAGGAAGACAUGGCCAGUCCCCAACCAGCAGUAGGCAUAUGGAGCCAUGUGUGAAAUCAAAGACAAGACCAAAGUUGGAGCACGCUCUGACUGAGUCUGACUCCGCCUCCCUGGCCUCAAGCAGUGAUCAGCAGAACAGUGGUACAGACCAGUACAUUCAAGUCAUCCACAACAAGGAGCGUGAUCUCAAGUCUGACACCAGGCAAGGAAAGUUAUCCAAAGAGAGGUUGAAACUAACCUUGGAUUCCCUUGAAUCAAAUGACCUGGUUUGUUCCAAUGUAUGAUAUUUUGGAACAGCUACCGUGGUAAUAUUAUGAGCAAAUGUGCGAAUUUAUAGUUUAAGCCAAUAGAAAUGUAAUUUUAUUUUCUUGCUCAUGUAGUCUUCUUGUAUUGUUAAUGCAUUAUUGUAACAAUAUGUAAAGAUAAAAGCUAAUUGUGUUUCAAUCAGUUAGUGUGAAGCGUUCCAUCAAAAAUAAUAAUUAGUCUGAAUGCACAUACAAUAACAAUCAUCAUGUCGCCUUCAUUUGACACAGUCCGUAAAUUUUAAAACAUCAGUAAACCCAAUAAAUAACAAUGAACUUAAACAUUCUCUGUGAAUUCUCCUGGUACAGCAGGUUGUCAAACUAAUUUUAACCGCAGGCUUCAUCUGAGUUAUGGUUGCCAUCAGAGAACCAAUCAUAACAGUGAAACCAUGCAUAUAAUUUUACAGUGCUCAAUUUAAAUGAGCAUAUUCCCAAUGAGUAAGCUUUUUAUCCAUUUCUCUGUGAUCAGAAAAGCAUUUUUUUUAAAUCACAAUUAGACUCAACUGCAGUUGAAUUCAAACCAUUCAUAUCUAAAAUUUAGCUUUUCUAGACUUUAUUGGAGUGCAAUUUUCAUUUAUUGCAAAAUGAAAUUCAUUUGUUGGAAAAAGUGUGGGCACAUUGACACAUUUAAUUUGCAAUCAAUGGCCCACAUUCAUGAGAGUAUAUUGUAGUUUCAGGAAUGCUGAAUGCCGCCCCAUCGAUUCAUGUAUGCUCUCUACCCAAUAAAAUGGACGAGCUUCAUCUUCUCACAAAGACCAGUAAAGAGUUCGGACGUUCUGCUGCCCUGUGCUUCACGGAGACAUGGCUUUGUGAACGCCUCCCCAAUGGCGCCGUAAUGCCUCCGGGCUUCUAACUACACCGAGCGGACCGCGUCAUGGAGCCAUCGGGGAAAACGAAAGGUGGCGGAAUAUGCUUCUGUAUCAACGAAAAAUGGUGUACUGACGUCUCGGAGCUCAACACACUGCAGCCCGGAAUCGCUGUUUUUGAACUGUAAGCCAUUCUACUCGCCAUGCGAGUUCGCCUCUUUCAUCCUCAUGGGUCUCUACAUUCCUCCCCAGGCUGACACAAACGCUGCACUGCUAAUGCUUGCUGAACAAGGAAACGAACUUAAAAAAAAAAAAACACCCAGAUUCACCCCUCAUUAUUCUUGGGGACUUUAGCAAAGCUAAACUGAAACACAAACUCCCUAAAUAGAAGGAGCACAUUGACUGUCCUACCAGGGAAAACAACAUUUUAGACCACUGCUAUGCUACACGAAAUGACACAUACCGUGCUAUCCUCCGUGCAGCUCUGGGUUCGUCUGAUCACUGCUUAGUUCACUUAAUACCAACAUCCAGGCACAAACUUAAAUGUGCGAAGCCGAUGGUGAAAACAGUGACGAAGGGGACCAAUGCAAAGAUAGAACUUCAAAGCUAUUUAGAUGUCUUUGAAACUUCAACUGGCAGCCUGGAUGAAUAUAUAGUGUGUCACAUCCUACAUCACUUUUUGUGAAGGUCUGUGUACCAAGAAAGACAUUUUGGACAUUCAGUAACAACAAGCCGUGGUUCACUGCCAAACUAAAGCAACUUCCCCAGGCUAAAAAGGACACCUACUGGAGUGUGGAAAGAGCCCUGUACAAUCGCACUAGAAAUCAGAUAACAAAAAAAAUUGACAUCGCAAAGAGAAAUUGUGCAGCAAAGAUGGAAAAACAAUUUAAAUCAACGACUCUAAAUCAGUAUGGCUAGGAUUAAAAUUGCUAGCCAACUACAAGCGACCAUCCUCCCAAGCGGCAAACAAAAGAGGAUUAGCUGACGACUUCUACUGCAGAUUUGAAAUGGACAGUUUCAAACCCCACAUCCAUCCUGUUGUACCACCAACCACCAUGGCACCUCUGACUUCUGCGUUGACUAUUCAUGAACAGGAUAUGAGAUGCAUCUUCAAACUACAAAAGAUCAACAAAGCGGCGGGUCCAGAUCUUGCGUCCCCAUCCUGCCACGAAGUCUGCGCGGACCAGCUCGUUCCAGUCUUCACACAGCUCUUCAAUAGAUCUCUGGAACUGUGUGAAGUACCAUCCUGUUUUAAACGCUCAACCAUCAUCCCAGUCCCUAAGAAACCUGCAAUUCCGGGUCUGAAUGACUACAAGCCUGUCGCCCUGACAUCUGUGGUCAUGAAGUCAUUUCAACGCAUCGUGCUGGAUCACCUCAAGUGUAUCACAGGACCCCUGCUGGAUCCCCUCCUGCUGGACCGAGCAAACAGGUCUGUGGAUGAUGCAUUAACAUGGGACUGCACUUCAUCUUAGAACACCUCGAGGAUGCGGAACUUACGCUAGGA
Phyllopteryx taeniolatus (common seadragon) is the source of this 5873-nucleotide messenger RNA. Its product is annotated as transmembrane channel-like protein 3. Gene Ontology annotation, molecular function: mechanosensitive monoatomic ion channel activity. Lineage: Eukaryota; Metazoa; Chordata; Actinopteri; Syngnathiformes; Syngnathidae. The record is from RefSeq and is a predicted model, not a curated record. Gene Ontology annotation, cellular component: plasma membrane. Bases 102 to 3545 code for a protein of 1147 amino acids. The transcript is spliced from 22 exons.